AUGUACCCAACACCAUCUCUCUUUCUCAGCCUCCUCGCUGCUACUCUCACAGCAGCCCAACUCUCCCCAAACAUCAACUAUUGCGAAGGUGACAAGAGCACAUUGGGCCACUGCGACACGCUCACCUACGAAGACACCACCCUCGAAGCAACAAACCCACCUAACGAAACAGAAUGCCAGGAGUCAUGUUUUAGCAUCUUUGGAGACGCCGGCGAAUGGAUCGUCCAGUUAGAAGGCAAACCAGAAGGUUAUCAACAGUAUAUGCACCAAUACCCUUGUGGUUUCAGUAUAGGAGCUAUAGCCAACACGCCACAUGAGUUUUCGUUCGAUAUGAAUAACCAGGAUAUGGCCGAUAUUAUUGAUGAGGCGGUUAAGCGGUUUGCGCAUUUGCAUGGCGGGAAAGUGGCGGCGCGGGGGACGGUGAGGUGUGAUGGUCAUGAGGCUAUGUGGUAUGAAGCUUCGACCAUCUCCAUAUCCAGCACUCUAGUCGAAAGUCCAGAACAUAAACUUUCAAUGACGCAGGUGCGAUCAGAAUCGAAGUUCGGACACGCGUUGGCAUACCGAAAUUCGCAGAAUCCUCAACCACUAGAGAAAACGACCGGCAUCUUCGCUCUGAAUGUUACAAGUACAAGCAACUGA
Messenger RNA from Alternaria rosae, 639 nucleotides. RefSeq lists its product as uncharacterized. NCBI's taxonomy places the organism in Eukaryota, Fungi, Ascomycota, Dothideomycetes, Pleosporales, Pleosporaceae. The record is from RefSeq and is a predicted model, not a curated record. The transcript has 3 exons. Bases 1 to 639 code for a protein of 212 amino acids.